CAAAGUAUUAUAUAUAUUCUUUAUGAUUUUGUGUGUCUGUGUAAUUCAUAGUUUUAAAGCUAACUCAGUCAUUGUAUAGUUUGUGACUGAAGCAGGAAAAGUAAUAUCCCACUGAAAUUUUGGUGUCAGCCUUCCUUGUUCAAUGAGCCCCUUUUGAUGUCUUGGGGUAGGGUGGCUUUCUGUGGAAAUCUCUCUCCAUCUUCCUUCUUUUAAAAUGGCUUUCUCUUGCUUCUAGAGUAAGAAGAUUAAAUGGGUCCAGUAACUGGAAUGACUCCAGAUAAGAAAGCGGAAACGCCCGGAGCCAAAAAGGCAGCAGGGCUACGGCAUAUCCAAAGAAUGGGAAGCCUACCAGAGGAGGCUGUUGAUGCAGCUCGCCCGAAGGCCACGGCCGUGGCUAACGAACUGGCGGACGACGAGCUCACGAACUUGAACUGGCUGCACGAAAGUACUAAUCUCCUAACGAACUUCAGCCUUGGCAACGAGGGUCUUCCGGUGGUGAAUCCUCUGUAUGACAUUGAAGGUGAUCAUGUGCCAUCCUACCCUUCGUCUGGCUAUUCCAGUUCGGAGAAGAAGUCCACCACAUCCAAGCCCCCUUAUUCCUUUAGCCUCCUGAUCUACAUGGCAAUCGAACAUUCUCCAAAUAAAAGUUUGCCAGUGAAAGAAAUUUACAGCUGGAUCCUUGAACGCUUUCCCUAUUUUGCCACAGUUCCCACUGGAUGGAAGAACUCUGUCCGGCAUAACCUCUCCCUCAACAAGUGUUUUCGAAAGGUGGAGAGAAGCCACGGCAAGGUGAAUGGAAAAGGUUCUUUGUGGUGUGUGGAUCCCGAAUAUAAACCAAACCUUAUACAGGCACUGAAGAAGCAGCCGUUUCCCUCUGCGUUUGCAUUUUAUACGCCACCAGCAUCACCACUGAGUGGUUCUUCAUCUCCUCACUACUUAACCUCAGUUUUGAAACAGAGUCAGGGCGGAUCUAUAAAAGACUCAGAUAUCGAUGCUGCUACCGCCAUGAUGCUUUUGAAUACUUCCAUUGAAGAGAGCAUUCUAGAUUGUGAGAAGCCGCCUCCUAUCAAGCUCUCCAAGAAGAGAAAUUACAGCAGCAUGUUCCAUAAUCACACCACUGCCAGCCGGGACGAGAGCGAUUCGACAGUGGCCAGUGUGGACCCCAAGGCAGACCACAAUUAUAGUGCCAGUGGUGUGGCCUCAGAGUGCUGUGGCUCCUUCUCCAGUGUGUCGUCUCUCUCCUCCAUGGACGAGGUGUAUGAAUUUGUCUCGGAGGCCAGCCGGGCAGGGAGCGAUGGCAGUGAAGGCUUCCACAGUGAAGGAGACACUGAAGGAGAGGACGAUCACGAAGAGGACGACCCCCUCGCAGACAGCGGCUACACCUCGCAGCCCUGCGGUGAGGCUUCAGACAAGGCCCCACCUCGGAAAAAAGCCCUGGAGGAACUCUGUCAGGAGAUUGACGAGGAACUCAAAGAAGCUGCUGGGUCUCUGCUUCACCUCGCUGGGAUCAAUACGUGUCUCGGAUCUUUAAUAAGUACUGCAAAGACCCACAGCCAGAAGAGGAGGAGGAAAAAUGAUGACGUGGCAUGAAAAGAUAACAUCUAUCGAUAAUAGAUCUAAAUGCAUAUUUUAUUUUUUAUCGUGGCAAUACUCUUCUACUUUUUUACCCUUCACAAGGGAGAUCCAAGCCAUAAACGGACUUUUUUGUUUGUUUGUUUUUUAAUUUCUUCAGAUUAAGGUUUUGGGGGUUGUUGUUUUGUUUGUUUGUUUGUUUGUUUCGGCAAGCAAGUUUCAUUUUGUUUUCAAAGUGUCGUGGUAAGGGUGAUGGUUCUUAGGCACUGAAGAGGGACUUGGAAUUGUGCAAAAUAGGUGAAAAAGGAAAAGCCCAGUCACACCCCUCCCUUCUCUCAUCAUUUCAGCAAAGUUGAAUCUUCGAGAUUAUUAGUGGAAUGUAUUCUCGAAGGCCAAAGAGCCCGAAAAACCCACAACAACUAUUAGUGGAAUGCUUGGCUUCAUACAGGUGUGCUUGUCUAUAUCGUCUAACAUGCUAAAGAUGGUCUCAUAAAGUUCUUUGGGUCAAUUGAAAAGAGAGGAAUAUGCAUGGGCUGGAAAGGAAGUAUGUCCACAGAGUACUUCGCAGUACCUACCUAUCUCAUAUCCAGGCCCAGUGGAAGUUUGGAAAUUGAAUCAUGAGCCCUCUCCCCAAAAUUGGAUAUGCAGUCUUUGUUUUUCUCUCAUUUUGGAAAAUUAACUCUUGAGCAAUCGAGGUGCAUGUGUUUGCAUUUUACACAAUGGAGGCUUCUUCUGUGUCACUGUUAGCCUUCAAUAUCGGGCCGUAGAGAUCAAGCAGGCUGGGAGAAUAUCUCUGUAAUGCAUAGCAGUUUGAAAUUAUGUGGCCUAUCAGGGCUUCUUCCAGUGGAAUCCUGGGAUUUUUAGUUUGGUGAAGUGCUGAGAAUUCUGGAGCGCUCUAGUGCUCUAGAUUAAGAGACAGUACUAGAUUAGGAAACAGGACUCUCUGCAGAACAUCAGUGAGCUGGUGGCUGUCUGAUGUUCUACAGUUCCCAAAAUCUUUUAAUAGCUGGCCAGGUUGGAUGAGACUCCUGGGUUGAAGUCCAAAACAUGGGGGGGGUGUGGGGAGGAAAAGAUUGAGAGCCAUUAUGCUAGAUGUCUGUAAACAGAGAAUUCUAAGUUCUUCACCAGAUGGAAAGUCCAGGAUGGAGCCUUGAUUGUUAAAAUUGGUAUCAGACAGUUAUAACUAUAUAGCAUAGAUGCACUGUGGGUGACUUGAAUAUUAUCUGUUCCAAAGGAACACCCAACACACAAUUGUCAGGAGACGGUGGAGGGUAAAAGAGACGGAUUGGUCGCCGUCCCUCACUCUCAUUGCUUAUUAUGGGCUGCAUGGGACAAGAGCUCCAUCUGUGCUGGGGGGUCUAGAACACAAGGCUGGUUGUGACUUGGGACACCUUUCUAAGGUCUUAUAAAAGUAAAGGCAAAGACUUUCAUCACCUUUUGUUUCCAUUAAAUCAUAAACUUUUGCAAGUUGAAGGUCUACAAUAAUGUAAGAGUUUAAAAAAAACUGCCACUGUGGAUCAGUUACUGAUUGUCUAAUAAUUUUCAAUUAUAAAAUAGAAAGGGCAAAGGGAAGAAAUCUAAUGUAAUUUGGAUAUUUUUGAGAAUUUGCAUGGUUAAUCUAUUAGAAUCUUCCACCUUGAAUUUUCUUCCUAUUCAUAGCAUAAAGUAAGGAGCUGGUUCCUUCUGUUGUGGUGCUUUUGUAUAGUUUUUUUUUAAAAAAAUAUGAUUAUUAUAUCAUUCUCUGUGACCCAGAGAUUUAUUUGCAAACCCAAGAACCUUAUUGCUAUGUUAUGACCCAAAUUAAUUUGAAAAAUAAUAAUAAUUGUGAAUGACUUUUGCACACAGAACCUGUGCUUAGAUGUUCAGGUAAAGCCUAAUGUAAUGGUGAUUUAUUUCCUAUUUUUAGGUUAAGGUAGUGGAUGCCAACCUGGCUCCUCAGAUAAGUGGUGUGCUUGUUUUGGGCAGAACAGAAGGUAGGAAACCUUCCCCUUCCUUCUGGACAACAACUCUCAGAAUCCCACAAGCUAUUGGCUGUGCUAGUUUUGAGAUACUGGAUUUUGUAGUCCAAACAAGAGCAGCAUUUUCUGUCUCUGGGCUGGGAUCAACAUUCCCUCUAACUUUCGGGAGUGCUGGGCAGGGGCUCCACCCCGUGUGCACAGGGUUCUGGCGGUGACUGAAAAUAAAUGGGCAGCAACUGGCUUGGCUGUGCGGCCCUGAUGCAGCGCUGUGCAGUCACGCGAGCACGGAGCUUAGAAGGAACGUUGGCUGGGACCAUUUUGCACUGGAAGGGCUCACAGGAGUCUCUGUGCUGUUCUGUAGGAGACAAACAAGUAGGAAUGCAGAUAGAAAACUAGAUACUAGGGAUUCUAGCCCAGGCUACUCCCAGCCACCUAUUUUUCUAACUGUAGGAAUUCCUGGUUUCCCAGUAGAGCAGCUGGCCGUGUGAACAAACACAGACUGAGGUGGUCCAGUCUAUAGAGGUGCACCACCAGAUAGGGCUGCCAGAUGCUGCUUUCUGAAUGCAUUCCAAAGUCACGUGAAAAAUAAGUCUCCCCACCAACUUUGUGUUUCAUUUUUGCCCUUAGUGUCUCCUAGAAGUCAGUAUACAACAGGCAGCCUUAGAAGGCACCAUUUUAAAUACAGUACCUUUGGAUAUAUAUACUCUCUCACACACAUACACGUUACUUAGGUGUGGAAAGGAGUUCAGAAGAUAUGUGGUGUAAAUGCUGAAGUGUUUCCCAUCUUUUCAGGUUAAGAGCAGAGCUAGGAAGAACUGCUCUUUGGAGCCAAAGUCCCAGCUGGCUAAGCAGGAUAAACUGGGUAUAGUGUUUCAAAAAUAGGUUUCCAAACAGUGAGUAGGAGUAGCUAUUGCAGAGAAAUUCUGACUAGGAAUUGAUUGGGAACAGCCAGAACAAUGGCUUUCUUUUAAUCCUGGUCGUUCAAGAGAUCUUUGCCAAGCUUUGUCAAAAAGGUUUGCUAGAUUAGUGGUGUACAAUAGUGUUACUAUCAGCCCUACUCAGUCAUUAAGGAAGGGUGUGAGCCACUUGCCUGGAGCAGAGUCAGGAGCCCCAGCCCCUGUGUUGUGAUGGUAAGCACAGAAUUGUGACAGUCUGAAGAAGAGGAGGCUCUUGCACCCCGAUAGCUGGUCUAUGUGAGCCAUCCUUCUGCUCCAAUCACAUGGGAAGGCUAUCUGGGGAAACUAAUCUUCCUUGUUCGGACUAUACCGUUUCCAUGUUCAGAAUGAUGAUGGAGGGGAUGGGAGCGGUGCACUUUGCAUUGACGCUUGGGGGUUCCCAACAUGCUGAAUAGAGCUCUUUGUAUAUGUAAGACAUAAAUUGCAAAAGGCCACCUGUGUAUAAAUCCUAAGGGGAAUUGAACUACACAUGUAGAUAUACAACAGAGCUUGGACUACAGCUCUUCAUACCCCUCCCAUUCCAAACAGGUAACUUUUUGAAGAUUGUGUCUGGACUCAUUUUUAAAUUCAAUGUGUUUUCUGUGAGAUAGUGGAGUUCUGUCUUGGAGGUGUCCUCUUUCAAGUGUAUUUUGCCAUUUUGUAUGUUGUACCAUAAGACAGCUAGAAUCAUCUUGCAUAGCUACCUAAAAGGUGUAACUUUUGGAGGUAACUUAAGCAGUUAUCAUAGACAUUAUCAGUUGCAUGCUGAGUCACAAAACUCAAUUAGCAGCAGAUAAUAUCUAUCAGUUUUUAAACUUUGGGCAGUUCACCUCCAAAAGUUGCACCAUUUGUAUUCUACUAGAAUAACUAGGCAAGAUGAUAUAGGCCAAUGUACAUGCACAUCUGGGUCACCUAAGAAGGCUGCUGUGUGAAUGUGCAGCUGGAAAAAAGAAACACCCUUGCCUAUAAGAAGACCAGUCUGCUACUGUUCAGAGUUGAGCCUAUUGUCCAAAAUAGUCUUUUGCUUUAUCUUGUUAUUCAUGUUGUGUGUUUUGGAGCUCAGAUUCUGGAAUAAGGAGCCUGUUCCAAAUGGGCUGCGUGAGAAGUACUAAUCAGAAUCAGAGCUAAGGCAAGAUUUUUUUAAUUAUUUUUUUUUGACUGCUGAAUAAAUUUUGGGCUCCCCAGGUUCUGGAAGUUCAGUCUAGCAAGGUAAUUUUUCUAAGCUCUGAUCUGAGAUAAAUUUUAAAGAAAGUUUUGCUGCUGAAUUUUGUGAUCAUGCCCCAAUCCACUGGAAUCCUUUCCUGCAUGAGCCCCAUUGAAAUAAACGGAAGUCUCUCCCAAGAGGCUCGGCUAUGUUCUUAUGCAAUUCUUACUCCUUCCGAUGGAUGCUCAUGCAGAAAAUAUCUCGGUGUAAUGAGUCGCUGCCGUUGUGUCCUGUAGUUCCAAGAAAGCCUUGAAAAUUGUGUAACGAUCAAAGCGUAAGUGUUGCUUGUUCCGCCUCAUUUGGUGGGGCAGCUGGAUGUGCCAUUGAACCUUCACAAUUCUUCCCUGUGUUUUCAAGCGUGAGUGAGAAAUGGAGAGAGAGAGAGAGAGGUUAUGGGAGGGAGCCAGUUAAACAAAUCUUGGGCUGGGGUGGGGGGUGAGUCCAAAUUACAGGUCAUCAACCCAAAUUUUUCUUUUCUUUCAGAAAUGAAACAGCAAUAUGCCUAUAAACAUCACAGAGAAUUUCAGCUUCUUCAACAUAUAGUAUUGUGUCAGGGUUUGUUCAUUUGUGACCCUCCAGAAAUAGAUGGGAUGCAGCUUCUCUGUGCAGCAUAGUCUGUGGUGGAGGAUGAUGGGGGAAGCGUUUGUAGUCAGACAACAUGUGGAUGUCUAUGGGUUCUCAUCCCCUUGCUUGAAGCCACAGAGGGCAGUGCCCAUCAAAAUGGAAAAUACUUGUUUAGCCAGUGGAAUAAUUUGACCUGCUUCGAAGCAGGUUCCUGUAUUCCUAAUUUCUACCUCCAGGUCUUCAUAAUGCCUAAUCCAGAGGACUAGGAACACCAGAGUCCAGGAAUGGGAGAUAUGUGGGCGAAGUGUGUGUUUUUGUGAGGCAGUUUGUUCCCAUUGUAAGACCCCUGGCCAUAUUCCUGCUGUAGCUGUAAUCAGGGUUUUAAUUCUACUGCCUCUUCGUGAACACUGCCUCCUUGUAUUGCAUAUGAGCUCUGCCACUAUAAUUGUUUCUGUAGCAACUCUGUAGAAGUCCA
This is a messenger RNA of Pogona vitticeps (central bearded dragon), 6708 nucleotides long. The record is from RefSeq and is a predicted model, not a curated record. Lineage: Eukaryota; Metazoa; Chordata; Lepidosauria; Squamata; Agamidae.